AUGAGUACGGACGCCGCCGACGAUGGGCUGCGCAAGCCCCUAUUGCACACCGGAAGCUGGUACCGCAUGUCGGGCUUGGGCUCCCGCCAAUCCAGCAUCAUGAACUCCUCCGCCCAGUUCCUGCGCGAGUCCAUCUCCGUCUAUUUCUGCGUCCUCAUUGUCGCCCUUGGCCCCAUCCAAUUCGGUUUCACCUGUGGAUACUCUAAUCCUACCCAAUCCGACAUUAUUAAAGAUCUUCGUCUCACCAUCACCGAGUUCUCGAUAUUUGGUUCAUUGGCAAAUGUUGGGGCAAUGGUUGGUGCCAUAGCAAGUGGGCAGAUAGCUGAAUACGUUGGACGGAAAGGGUCGCUCAUAAUUGCCGCAAUUCCGAAUAUCAUCGGCUGGCUUGCAAUUUCAUUUGCCAAAAGCUCGUCGUUCUUGUUCAUGGGAAGAUUGUUGGAAGGGUUUGGUGUCGGCAUAAUCUCUUACACAGUGCCAGUAUACAUAGCAGAGAUUGCACCUCAGAACUUAAGGGGAAGCCUUGGAUCUGUAAAUCAGCUUUCAGUCACAAUUGGAAUCAUGUUGGUGUAUCUGUUGGGGCUUUUCGUACAUUGGAGAGUGCUUGCAGUUAUAGGAAUUUUGCCAUGCACAAUCUUGAUCCCUGGCCUCUUUUUUAUUCCAGAGUCUCCUCGUUGGUUGGCUAAAAUGGGCUUGAAUGAAGAUUUCGAAACUUCUUUGCAAGUUUUAAGGGGAUUUGAGACAGAUAUCACAUGUGAAAUAAAUGAGAUUAAGAAAUCUGUAGCUUCAUCAGGCAAAAGAACCGUCCUUCGAUUUUCGGAGAUCAAGAGAAAACGCUAUUGGUACCCUUUGAUGGUUGGAAUUGGGUUGCUCAUGCUCCAACAACUAAGUGGUAUCAAUGGUGUUCUUUUCUAUUCGAGCAGCAUUUUUCAAGCUGCAGGUAAGGUUUCAACUUUUAAGCUAAAAACCGUCAUAGUCGUUGUUACUGGGGUGUCAGCAACUUUGGUGGACAAAGCUGGUCGCAGGAUUCUUCUUAUUGUGUCUUCCUCUCUAACUACCGCGAGUACCUUCCUUGUUGCAAUCGUGUUCUUCUUAAAGGACAGUUUACCCGAAAGUUAUCAAUCUAUGAUGGGAGUACUUUCACUAGCUGGACUUCUGAUUUUCGUGAGUGGUUUCUCUGUGGGACUCGGAGCUGUACCAUGGAUUAUAAUGUCUGAGAUUCUCCCGGUAAGCAUAAAGAGUCUUGCUGGAAGCGUGGCUACAUUAGCCAAUUGGCUAUCGGCAUCAAUCAUUACAAUGACGGCUAAUUUACUCCUAACUUGGAGUAGCGGAGGAACUUUCGCUGUUUAUUCAUUAGUAUCGGCAUUUACUCUGUUAUUCGUGACAAUGUGGGUUCCUGAGACCAAAGGGAAAACUCUAGAAGAAAUUCAAUUUUCCUUUAGACGAUAG
Striga hermonthica is the source of this 1446-nucleotide messenger RNA. The record is from the annotation of a GenBank genome assembly. Lineage: Eukaryota; Viridiplantae; Streptophyta; Magnoliopsida; Lamiales; Orobanchaceae.